AUGCCAAGCAAAUGUUGCGAGCGACGAGGCCGGCAAUCCAAGACGAGGGAGUUGUCGCCAAUCGCUGUUGCUGGUGAUGCCAAACGGCGGGCCAGUCGCGUGUUCAUGUUUCCCACGAUGGCGAGCAAGGACGGGCAGGAGCAGGAGGAGCAGGGAGAACCACUGUGGCUAGGGCUGGACCUCAGCACCCAGAGCCUCACCGCAGCGGUCCUGAGGGGCGACGGAGUGGGAGGGACUUUCAACGAACCCAUCUUGCUAGAGUCCAUCAACUACGAGAAAGACCUGCCUGUCGAGCAGCGUUACGGUUCCAAGAACGGGAUGAAGGUCGUCGACGAACAGGUCACCUCCCCGGUGGCGAUGUGGCUGCACGCCCUGGAGGCACUGCUGCAGCGGCUCAAGAAUCCCGAGGGCGAGGCGGCCGCAAUCGACCUUUCCACCGUGCGGGGCGUCUCCGUGAGCGGGCAGCAGCACGGGACGGUGUACUGGGCCAAGGGCUCACAGAAGAGGCUCGAGGGUAUGGCUGAGGCACCACAUGGAGACGAGAGCAAAUCGAACGGCGGCGGCGGCGGCGGCAGCGAUGGCGGCCUGGCGGAGGCGUUUGCCGGGUGCUUCGCGGUGGAGGACAGCCCCAUCUGGGCGGACGGGAGCACGGAGAAAUACGCGUCGGAGCUGGAGGAGUCGAUGGGCGGUGCGGCCCGACUCGCCGAGCUGACGGGGUCGCGGGCGCACCUUCGCCAAGGGGCCCCGCAGAUCAUGAAGAUCCACCGGGAGCGACCAGAGGCGUACGACAACACGGAGCGCAUCUCUCUCGUGUGCAGCUUCCUGGCGUCGGUGCUGGCCGGGCGGUACGCGGAGAUCGAGACCUCCGACGGAAGCGGCAUGAACCUCAUGCACAUUAGAUUUGGGUUCUCGCGAGACUGCGUGGUGGUGGCGGGGAGCGGAGACAACUGCAACUCCCUCGCGGGGAUGGGGGUCAUACCCUCCCGCGACCUUGGUGUUGCUGCUGCUGCUGGAGGGGCGGAAGGGCAGGGUGCCGCCGGUGGUGGCGACGUGAUGGUGAGCCUGGGCACCUCGGACACUCUCCUGGGAGUCACCACGGACCCCCGCCCUACGACGACAGGGAACACCAUGUACCACCCCUGCGACCCUGCGGCGUGGUUUGUGAUGCUGGUGUACAAGAACGGCUCUCUCACCCGGGAGGCUGUGAGAGACAGAAGGGCUGGAGGAAGCUGGGACGUAUUUUCGAGGCUCUUGAGGGACGGCAGGCCCGGAAACGGCGGAAAGCUGGGCCUCUUCCUGGACCUGUUCGAGAUCACGCCGCAGAUCAACCGGCAGGGGAACUUCGUCGUGGACGCGGAAGACCGGCAAUCGGCGCAGGGGGAGCUGAGCGCCGAGGAGGAGGUGAGGGCGGUGGUGGAGGGACGGUUCCUCUCCAUGAAGGCGCACGCGAGGGAGCUCGGCGUGGCGAAGCCAGAGAGGGUGCUCGCCACCGGCGGGGGCUCCAACAACGCCGAGCUUCUGCAAGUUCUUGCCGACGUAUUCCAGGCGCCCGUGUUCACGGCGGCGGCGUCUGAUUCCGCGGCAGUAGGGGCGGCGCUGAGGGCGAAGCACGGGGUGGAAGGCCUGAGGCGAGGGGUUCCGUACGUGCCCUUUGCCGAGGUCUAUGGGGAAUCCGACAUGGGCGAGCCCGCGGCCGUGCCGUCGCCGGACGCCGGCGAGGCCUACGGCGGGAUGGUGGACCGCAUGGACGCUCUGGAGCAGAGAGUCAUGUCCAUGGAGAAGGAAGGGGGAGGCUCGGAAGAGGGGAAGGAAGCCCGAGAACCUGUUGCCCCUCCUUCCGUUCCAGCGGGAUAG
Ectocarpus siliculosus is the source of this 1854-nucleotide messenger RNA. The record is from the annotation of a GenBank genome assembly. Lineage: Eukaryota; Phaeophyceae; Ectocarpales; Ectocarpaceae.